Molecule: messenger RNA, 1193 nt
Organism: Histoplasma capsulatum G186AR
Lineage: Eukaryota; Fungi; Ascomycota; Eurotiomycetes; Onygenales; Ajellomycetaceae
Exons: 4
Coding region: 1-807 (268 amino acids)
Biological process (GO): conjugation with cellular fusion
Cellular component (GO): mating projection tip; membrane
Source: RefSeq, a predicted model, not a curated record
AUGCCGGAGUUAAGAUUUGCGGGGCAGUUUCUACGAUUUCUGCCCCUGAUCGGUUACCACCAUAUCCUCAUGGUAUUCAUUGGUCUUGCUAUAAUAUUACUAUCUCUCCUCCUAGCCGGCUGCUCCUCCUCCUCCCCACAAAUACCCACAAUCUUCCUAAUAUCCCUCUUUUAUGAAAAAUACGCCCCAGUAUUGGACACCGCCAUCGUCUCGCCUUCCAUCAACAUCGCCAUGAACAACAUCGUUGGUGGUGCACAGGCCGAGGUGCGCGUGGGUUACUUUGGCAUCUGCGUCCAGCCCACCGGCGGCGCGUUCAUUUGUAACUCAAACGCCACCGCGCUGGCGGAUAUAUUACAGCCGGAGGAAGAUCCGUUGAAUCUGGUGUGGGUUGCGUCGACAUUCAAGGAUGCAGUUGUUUUUCCGUAUUUGAUAAUCGUCGCCAUAAUCCUCGCUUUCUUCUGCUUCCUCCUCCUCGCCACCUUUCCAGCCUGGCACGAAGUGGUUGGCGAAGACGGUGAGCUACGCGAAGUGAAGCGGUUUCCCUCCAGACCCGUCUCGCAAGCGUGCCUGGCGCUGAUUUUCAUCUCGGUGGUAUUUAUCCUCGUUUCCGUGCUGUGGCAGCACACGGCGGCUGUGGCUGCGAGUGCGAUCGCGCAGGACCUGGGGAAUGGGGUUGUGAAGAGCGGGGUGGGGACGUCGGCCAUGAUACUAGGGUGGUUUGGGUUUGCGCUGCUUGUUACUGUGACGAUUGGGUUGUUGAUGAUGAUUUUGAGCAUCAGUUUGUUCGUGAAUUUGACGGACGACUGAUUUCUUCUUUUUCAUAGCUUUUGACCUUGGGUUUUGGGGUCUCUAUUAGAUUGCAUCUGUGUUUUUGUUUUUGUUUUUUACUUUUUUUCUUUUGAUCGAAUCCGUUUUGGUGGAUUUUGUUAUUUUAUGUUCGUUCCCACUUUGUUUUUAUAAGGGGUCGACGACGAUGUGAUACGACAAUGAAUAUGGAUGGGAAACAGUUCUAUGACGAAAAUAUAUGGAUGCGAUUACGGAACGGAAUGGGAUGAGAUGGGAUAGGAUAGUGUCCCUAUCUAUCUAUUUGCCAGACUCGAAUUGAAUUGCCUGAAUGGUGGAAGAAAGAGCUGGGAACUCUUGCUUGCAAAAACGAUUUAAUCCACAUUAUAUACCGUGUAAAUAUGUACAAC